This is a messenger RNA of Lepidothrix coronata (blue-crowned manakin), 2471 nucleotides long. RefSeq names its product GRIP and coiled-coil domain containing 1 (gene GCC1). Bases 155 to 2458 code for a protein of 767 amino acids. The record is from RefSeq and is a predicted model, not a curated record. Gene Ontology annotation, cellular component: Golgi apparatus. Lineage: Eukaryota; Metazoa; Chordata; Aves; Passeriformes; Pipridae. The transcript is spliced from 3 exons.
GGGGUGGUUCAGGAUGAUGUUCCUGCUCCUUUAGUGUGCUGGGGGGGUUCCAGGAUGACACUCCAGUCCAUUCAGCCGCUCCUGCCCAUCCCAAACAUUUCUUUCCCUCUCGUUCCCCCUCUGUCCCAGUUCCCCUCCACAGGCUGCCCAGGCCAUGGAGAAGUUCGGGAUGAGCUUCGGGGGCGGCCCCAGCAGGAAGGACCUGCUGGACACCAUCGAGGCGCAGAAGCAGCAGCUGCUGCGGUACCAGGCGCGGCUCAAGGAUGUGGUGCUGGCCUACAAGAGCCUGCUCAAGGAGAAGGAGGCGCUGGAGGCCAGCCUGAAGGUGCUCUCUGUGUCCCACGAGGGCCAUCUCCCAGCGCCCGGCCCUGGGGAGCCCCUGGAUGACCAGAGCUCCGAGCACAGCGAGGACAGUGCGGGCACAGCCGCCAGCGCCGACACCGCGGCCAGCGGGGCCAGCAGGGACACGGCGGCCAGCGGGGCCAGCAGGGACACGGUGGCCAGUGGGGCCAGUGUGAGCAGCACCACGGGGGACGGCGCGAGCGGCAGCACCGGGGACACCGCGGGCGGCGUGAGCUGCGCCGGGGCGGACUCCGAGCGGAGGCUCCUGCAGCUGAAGGCCCAGCUGGCCACCCUGACGGGCGCGCUGGCCACGGUGACGCAGGAGAAGUCGCGCAUGGAGGCCUCGUACCAGGCGGACAAGCGGCAGAUGCGGCAGGAGCUGGAGGAGGCGGCGCGGCGGGCGCGGGCCGAGGCGGAGCGGCUGGCGCUGGAGCUGGGGGGGCUGCGGGAGCAGCUGGCCGAGACCAAGGCCCGGCUGAUCACGCAGCAGCACGAGCGGGCGCGCGAGCAGGGCGACCACGCCGAGAUGCUGCGGGAGCUGCAGGAGCUGCUGCGCGCGGAGCGGGAGCUGCGCCGGGACGCGGAGCUGCGGCUGGAGCAGGGCCGGGACGCGCCCGCCGGCAGGGCCGGGGCGCCCGAGCGGGCGCAGGGGCACGAGCAGCACGUGCGGCAGCUGAGCCAGGAGCUGGAGGAGCUCAAGAGGGAGCUGCAGGGGGUGCGGGAGGAGAACAGCAAGGCCGACCCCCGCAUCCAGCAGCUCCAGGAGGAGAUGGCCGGGCUCAAGAACCACUUCCAGGUGCAGCUGGUGCAGGAGAUGAAGAAGACCGCCCAGGCCGAGGAGCAGCUCCGGCACCGCGCACAGAUGGAGGAGCGGCGCGUGGCCGACCUGGAGGCUCAGGUGUCCCAGGCGUCCGAGCUGCUGGGCACCUACGAGAAGGCCAAGCAGAAGGACCAGCAGGUCAUCCAGAAGCUCAAGGACCGCAUCGUGCAGCUGGACCUGGAGAACAAGACCUUGGCCAUCGCCGCCUCCAGCCGGGCCCCGGGGGACAUCCACGGCGAGGAGGCCAACCUGGACGUGAACGUGCUCAAGGACAAGAUGGAGAAGCUGAAGAAGCUCCUGCAGGCGGCCACCGGGAAGAGCCAGGCGGACGUGGAGGAGCCGUGCGAGCCGGAGCUGCCCAGGGGCUCCGGGGACGGCGAGAAGGCCACGGCCGGGUACUACCAGCAGGAGCUGAGGCAGCUGAAGGAGGAGUUCGAGCGCUACAAGGUGAGGGCCCAGCUGGUCCUGAAGAACAAGUCCAGCAAGGACAUCAACCUGGCCAAGGAGCUGGAGGAGGCCCAGGAGCAGCUGGGGGAGCUCAAGGAGAAGUACGUGGCGCUCCAGCUGGCCUCGGACGACGCGGAGCGGCGGCACCGGCAGGACGUGGAGGCCAAGAGGCAGGAGCUGUCCCAGCUGCAGCAGCGGCACCGGCAGGAGCUGGAGAGGUGCCAGCUGGAGUACCGGGAGCGGGCGCUGCGCCUGGAGGAGGAGAUGCACAAGCAGCGGGACCGGGCGCUGGCCGUGCUGGCCGAGAAGGACCAGGAGCUGGAGCGCCUGCGGGCCCUGGCGCUGCCCCACGCGCUGCCCCACGCGCUCCAGGCCUCCCAGAGCUCCCCGGACGUCCCUCGCGGCGACUCCCCCGGCCACGGCUCCUCCGAGGUUCUCCCCCAGGGCCUCCCCCUGCCCUCGGGCUCCGAGCCCACGUUGUUCCUGUACGCGGAGCAGCUGGCGCGCAAGGAGGUGGAGGUGUCGGCGCUGCGCAAGCACCGGCACGGCCUGGAGGUGCAGCUGCACCAGCUCAGGGAGAAGGCCCUGGCCGAGCAGGAGAGGCACCGCGAGGAGGUGGCGGCGCUGCAGGGCGAGAUCCAGAAGAACUCCCGGGACAGGAGCAGGGAAGGAGCCAACCUGGAGUACCUGAAGAACGUGGUGUACCGGUUCCUGACGCUGCCCGACGCGCGGGGCCGGCAGCAGACGCUCACGGCCAUCCUCACCAUCCUGCACUUCAGCCCCGAGGAGAAGGAGGACGUCGCCAGGCGCUCGGCCCAGGGCAGCUGGUGGCUCCACGGGAAGAGAUGAGGGGGCAGCUCUU